GGCCGCCUCGCGGCCUCUUUUGUGCAGGCCGGCGCGGGGCGGCCGGGGCGAUGCUGUCCGGGGGAAAGAAGGCCGCGGAGGCGGCGGGGGCUGGCGGCGAGGGUGGGCCUGAGGCUCCGGUGCCUCCGUCCGCUGCCGUGGGAGCGCUGGGCUCCUCCGCAGAGGGCGGCGGGACGGCAGAGCGCACUCCUCGAAAGAAGGAGCCGCCGCGGGCCUCGCCCCCGGGCGGUCUGUCCGAGCCGCCCGCCGCCGGCGCAGCCCCGGCACCCGGCGCUGAAACCACGGGCAUCGCCGAGACCCCCGAGGGUCGCAGGACCAGCCGCCGCAAGAGGGCCAAAGUGGAGUAUAGAGAAAUGGAUGAAAGUCUUGCAAACCUAUCAGAAGAUGAGUAUUAUUCUGAAGAAGAGAGAAAUGCUAAAGCUGAGAAAGAGAAAAAGCUGCCACCACCACCUCCACCAGUUCCUGCAGAAGAAGAGAAUGAAAGUGAGCCAGAAGAGCCAUCCGGGCAAGCAGGAGGACUUCAAGACGACAAUUCUGGAGGGUAUGGAGACGGCCAAGCAUCAGGUGUGGAGGGCGCAGCUUUCCAGAGUAGACUUCCACAUGACCGUAUGACAUCUCAAGAAGCUGCCUGCUUCCCUGAUAUAAUCAGUGGGCCACAGCAGACCCAGAAGGUGUUUCUGUACAUCAGGAACCGCACCCUUCAGCUCUGGUUGGAUAACCCGAAGAUUCAGUUGACAUUUGAGGCAACUAUCCAGCAACUAGAAGCACCUUAUAAUAGUGAUACGGUGCUAGUUCACAGAGUACACAGCUAUCUGGAGCGGCAUGGACUAAUCAACUUUGGUAUCUACAAAAGAGUGAAGCCCCUUCCAACCAAGAAGACUGGAAAGGUGAUCAUUAUUGGUUCUGGAGUCUCAGGGUUGGCAGCAGCUCGUCAGUUGCAGAGUUUUGGGAUGGAUGUCACAGUUCUGGAAGCCAGGGACCGAGUAGGAGGAAGAGUUGCUACAUUUCGCAAAGGGAACUAUGUAGCUGAUCUAGGAGCAAUGGUGGUAACAGGACUUGGAGGAAAUCCCAUGGCUGUAGUCAGCAAACAAGUGAAUAUGGAAUUGGCUAAGAUCAAACAAAAAUGCCCACUUUAUGAAGCAAAUGGACAAGCUGUUCCAAAAGAGAAAGAUGAAAUGGUGGAGCAAGAAUUCAAUCGUCUGUUGGAAGCCACCUCCUAUCUCAGUCAUCAGCUGGAUUUUAAUGUUCUCAAUAAUAAGCCUGUCUCCCUAGGUCAGGCUCUGGAGGUUGUCAUACAAUUGCAGGAGAAACAUGUGAAGGAUGAGCAGAUUGAACACUGGAAAAAGAUUGUGAAAACACAGGAGGAAUUGAAAGAUCUUCUUAACAAGAUGGUGAAUUUAAAAGAGAAGAUUAAAGAACUCCAUCAGCAGUAUAAGGAAGCAUCAGAAGUGAAGCCACCUCGGGAUAUUACAGCAGAGUUCCUUGUGAAAAGUAAACACAGAGAUUUGACUGCGCUUUGCAAGGAGUAUGAUGAAUUGUCAGAAACCCAAGGAAAGCUGGAAGAGAAGCUACAAGAACUUGAAGCCAAUCCACCAAGUGAUGUCUAUCUGUCCUCAAGAGACAGGCAAAUACUUGACUGGCAUUUUGCAAACCUAGAAUUUGCUAAUGCUACACCCCUCUCUACACUUUCACUGAAGCACUGGGACCAGGAUGAUGACUUUGAAUUCACAGGCAGUCACUUGACUGUGAGGAAUGGAUAUUCCUGUGUGCCUGUAGCCUUAGCAGAAGGGUUGGAUAUUAAAUUAAACACAGCAGUUCGACAGGUUCGCUAUACAGCUUCAGGCUGUGAAGUGAUAGCUGUAAAUACCCGAUCUACUAGCCAGACUUUCAUUUAUAAAUGUGAUGCCGUGCUAUGCACUCUUCCCUUGGGAGUACUGAAACAGCAGCCUCCAGCAGUACAGUUUGUGCCGCCUCUUCCUGAGUGGAAAACUUCUGCAGUGCAGCGUAUGGGAUUUGGCAACCUCAACAAGGUUGUGUUGUGUUUUGACCGUGUCUUCUGGGAUCCAAGUGUCAAUCUGUUUGGUCAUGUUGGUAGCACCACCGCAAGCAGAGGAGAACUUUUCCUGUUUUGGAACCUGUACAAAGCACCAAUUUUAUUGGCCUUAGUAGCAGGAGAAGCCGCAGGGAUUAUGGAAAAUAUCAGCGAUGAUGUCAUUGUUGGACGGUGUCUUGCCAUCCUCAAAGGCAUAUUUGGCAGCAGCGCUGUGCCACAGCCCAAAGAGACGGUGGUGUCCCGUUGGCGUGCUGACCCAUGGGCCCGGGGAUCAUAUUCAUAUGUAGCAGCUGGAUCUUCUGGAAAUGACUAUGACUUGAUGGCUCAGCCGAUUACUCCAGGACCAGCCAUUCCAGGUGCUCCUCAGCCUAUUCCUCGCCUGUUUUUUGCGGGAGAGCAUACAAUUCGCAACUACCCUGCCACUGUUCAUGGUGCUUUACUGAGUGGACUGAGAGAAGCAGGUCGCAUUGCAGACCAGUUUCUCGGGGCCAUGUAUACUUUGCCUCGCCAGCCUACGCCUGGGGUCCCCACACAGCAAGCUACCAGCAUAUAAGAGAAGUUAUCAGAAGAGGAGUAACAAUGCCACAGAGCUGCUGUUGUGAUCUACUUCUUGGGAUGAAGGCAUAUUCAUGUAGUUUGUAACAGUAUCUGCUGAAAGGAGGUGGCCAUGAGUUGCUGCAUAAUAGUUUGUUAGAAUGGCCUUACAAAAGCUUACCAUUGGGCUUGGCAUCCCUCUACACAAUCUCUUACAGCUAUUUGAACUGUCAGUGUACACGGAAUCCUUUACUACCAAAUUGGUCAGUGAGUUUUUUUGACUGCAGAUACUUUUUGAAAGUGAAACUUAUAGCUGGAGUUUCCAAGGUUUUUAUUUUACCUAUUUGUGUAUUUACAAUUGAGUAAUGGCAGAAAAGGCCCUUUAGAAGUUGGUUGCUGUGAACAGUAGAUUAGUGUAGAAUUUAUGUAAACAUUUUUGCUUAAUUAGUUCUAAAGAACAGUAUUUUCAAACAAUUCUAUUCUUACCUGGCAUUUGAGAAUUUGGUGCAACUGUUUCCCUAGCAGUAACAGCAAAUUAACAGCAAAUCACACCCCUCUAAGGUGUGCUGUUGGCUGCUACACCAUGCACAUUCUGUUUUAGAAAGAAAGCUGGUAUUAGUAAAAGUGUGCUAAUGAUACUAUUUUAUUAAAUACUUUCAAUUAAGAAAUUAUCAGAACUGGGUAUUUUUAACUUUAAAAAAAUAGGAAAAUAUUACUCAUAUUUGCUUAUGUAGAAACAGAGUUGCCUAGACAGUAAGCUAGCUGUAGAACUGAUUGAUCUCUUGAUUCUUGCAUGCGGCAGUCAGGCACUGUGGGCUGUACCAGCUGUCUUUUUUUUCCCUUUGUCCAAAGCCCAGAGAAAAAUGUUUUUUAUUCUUUGUUGACGAGAUGAUGUUGCAGCUGCUAUAACUGUUUCUGAAAAUCAUUUUGGUUUGGUUGCUUUUCCAGGUAUUUUCCUUCUUACCCCGUGCACAGAGACUUCUUUUCAUUGGACAGAGCAGUCUUAUUUAAUCAUUUAGGUCCUUUUUCCCUCUCCUGCUUUCCCUAGUUAACAUUAUGCUUUUACUUCUUCCAACUUUUCUCACCUCCACCUUUCUGCUGUUUGUUUCCUGUGGUCUUUUUUUCACAUUUUUUUCUCCUUUUUCCUUUUUAAGUUUUUUUGUUCUCUAUGACCCUGUGUGCAUGUCCCAACUUCCAUGUGCCCUUGUGCCUUCCAUUCUGCUAGUGGACUAGUAUCUGCUCGUUUGUGCCCUUCCCUCUGCAAUUACGUUGCCCAUGCUUCUUCCUGAAGAAAAUACAUGCAAACAUCACUGCAGGCCCUAAUUGUUUAUAGCUGUGUUAGUUUUGUUUACAGACUUUCUAACUUCUAGUAUCAUUGCUUCUACUGUUUUCUUGUGCCUUAUUUCUAGUAGAUCUUUCUUCCUCCUGACUGUCUUAUUUUCUUGUGGUGGUUGCUCUCUCAUACGUUCAAAUCUGUGAGUGGGCAUCUCUGUAGGCAGUCCUUCUGAUAUGCAGUGAGAAAGGAGAGGACGCUGUUGUGGCAGGGGUAAUGGAAGAAAUCAACACAAGUCAUCCUUGCUGUCCCUCCAGGAGACAACAUAAACUAAACUUUGUGAUGCUUGGUCAAGAAAGCCCCACUGAAGUGGGACAGGAAAUGUCCAUCAGGGCAUGGAGGAGGAGUGUCCAAGGAAAGAUUCAGAGUGCAUAGGUUUGAGUCUUAAAACUCCCUGGCUUCUGUUUAGGUAAAAGCCUGUCUGCAACACUACCAAUAGAAAUCCUAUUCCAAGAUAAGCUGAUUUAAUCUCUUGGCUAUUCUGACUGAAGAUGGGAAAAGGAUCUGAGGAUUGGGGUGCUGUGUUCAGUAACAAGGGUUUUCAGAUCUUCGUAUUAGUGGGGUGGUUUGCAGGAUUUAGUGAUGCUGCUGUCUCUGGCCAUGAGGACUGUCUUCCGACUUCCUAUAGCACUGUCAAAAACUCAGAAAAGCACUUCUGGCCCACUGGAAACUAAAUAGUCCUCAACUGAACAUAGCCACACUGUAUUUUCCAGACAACUAUCAAGCCACUUUUACAUCAAUGUACUAAUGUUACUUUUCAGAGUUUCUGUUCUCCUGCUGUAGGUUCACUUUGACUGAGACUUAGCAGAUUAUUCAGCUUGCUGAAUUGUCAAACACACAGUAAUUUGGCUGAGACAUUCAAAUGUAAACAAACUUCCUUUUAUAUGUUGCCAUUACUUUGAGCACGGCUCAUCUUUGACCCUUGACAAUCAGGCUUUCUUGUCUUCCUUUUUGAAAAAGAUACCUGAAAACCAUGGUAAGCACUGAAAUAAGAAGGUAGAGAUGAAGCCGUGGCAGUUCGCACUCUUUUAAAAAGGUUUGACAGGAUUUGGUGGGUGUUAGCUGAUGAUAACGAUGGGCAUGAGCUAAGGAGUGGUAAUGCCAGAGGAAUUCAUUGGAAGAUGAAGAAUGUGAUCUGUGGCCUGCUACACCCUACAUUUCUGUAGCAUCUGUGGGGACUCUUAAGCCUGAUUCCUCAGCCAGUCCCUGCUGACAAGCCCUACUGGGUUUUAGAGACUGAACAGCUCAGCAUACUUCCAGCUUCUAGGAGUGUUUCUGUCUCUAGACAGACAAAUAAAGCUGUGCAGCCAGUUGCUGGACUCCUUAGAGCUCCUGUGUUGCAGCUCCUGCCCUGCAUGGCCCGCUUUCUAGUGGUUGAUGGCACUGGUUGUACCCUAAGUAGACGGGAACAGUGGUUGGGUACAAAGGUCAAAGACUGCUCCCUUUGUUCUGGUUGCAUCCUGUAGGAUUGCUGGGAUGGAGAGGGGAGCUUGGGGAGGAGCACUAUUACCCCUAGGCCAGCUGAAGUUUGUAGACAUGGAAAAAGUAGCCUGGUUAAGGUUCAAUCAACUUAGUGUUGGAGUUCAGCAUGUUGCUCUGCUCUCUGUGCCAGUCUGUUAGAUGGACCUUUGGUAUGACCCAUAAUGGCUGUUUUGUUAAGCACUGCCUCUGCAGCUUUCCUGUCACUAUGACCUGCUGAGGAGGAGAAAGCAUUGCAAGUAAAUGGGUGACCAGGUCCUCUUCAUCUCAGCAUCCUUCCUCAUGGUGCAGUCUUUUUUCCACUGCUGCUGUUUGCUUGACCUAACUUCCUGGUAAGACUCAUCUAAUCUAUUUCAACAGAUUGUGAAUGACCUCUUAGCACCCAGCAGCCUCAAAUCUACAGCGUCACAAAAACUUGUGAUCAAGGCUGGUUUCAUCCUUUGUAGCGGUGUUUCCCAUCUAUUCUCAGUGACCUGUCACUUCUCUCUCUACUCCAUGGGCUGGUGAAUUGUAUUUCUGACAAAACUGAUCAGUGUUGCUUUUGGGGGAAAAAAAUAGGUCCCUAUGUAGUUGGACCUUCCCUUCUGUACUGAAGAUGUACUGUUGGUGUUCAAGAAGUGUUUGAACAUUCUUAAGGUAUAUGAUUUAACUGUUAGGUUGCCCUGUGUGGAGUCAGGAUUUGGACUUGAUGUUCUUCAUGGGUCUGAUGCUCCUCAUGGGUCCCUUCCAACUGAGGAUAUUCUGUGAUUCUAAGAUGAAGGACCACAGUAACCUGCAAUGGAGUUCUGGAUCUUGAGUGAAUGUAUAUGUUCACUAGUCAGGAUUGUGCUUUCUGGAUUGGCAGAUGAACAAGAAGACUUGCAUUUUUCAGUUCUCUGGAUGUCUGAGUUUUUGUCAGGUAAUAGCAUCUAUUUUGCAAUAAAUUACUGUUAGCUCAGGGUCUUUGUGUUCAGUCUCUGUAUGGAAUUUAGAGUAUUUGGUAUGGUCUUGUCUGUAGAGGAAACUAAUCGCAAAGCAUGGGUUCUCUCUAUUUUGUUAUCGUAAUCUCUCUGUUUUGUUAUCUUUGACUGGAUCAUAAACAGAAAAAACGUUGUGUGUUUUUUGGUUUCUUCUUUCAUUAUGAAUCUUUUUCAGCUGACUAGUUCAAGUUCAGUGGAGGGUAUUGCAGUCAGCAAUGUGCUCAGAGUGCAUCUUGUCUUUAAGGCAUAAAAUGGCUCUAUAAAAUGGGAUGACUUUAACUUGAAUUCGAUUUAUUUGUAAAUCACAGAUUCUUUUUAAAGGUGAUAAUUCCACAAGUUACUCUUCUCAGAAAUGGUUACCAAAAGAAAAUUAGAAGCCAUUGUGGUGUUUGUAAAUUUACUACUUUUUCCAAUUAUUAUUUUCAAUUUCCAGUGCAUCUAAUUUCUGAAGGUGUAAAUUUCUGUUUUCUCUGAAGGGACAUUGAAGCUUAUAGGAAAUGCUUACACUGAUAUUCUCCCCCAGAGUACCUAGGUAGAUAUUAAAGAAUUUCUGGAAUGCUUCUAGACCUUAUUUUCUUGUAUUAGCAGAAUUACCUGAAUAAACAUGUUGGAUGGGGGGGGGGGGGGAGGGGGAACACAUCAACUCAACUUUGGAGAGUCAGUGGAGAAUAUAAGCAUCUGUUUAAUUACCUGUGCAUGUCAUAGAAUGUUAUCUUAUCCAAAGAGCAAAUUGUCUUAGUUUUUUUUCCAGCUUUACCAAUAUGUCUGCUAAAAUCUAUUGCUUCUCUUCAGGGUUUGUUGGCUUGUAUUAGCAAAACUCCUGCAGAGCUUGUGGAGUCUUUGCCCAGUAGUUUUGACCUCUGGAUCUUCUGGGCCAAAAGUCUAGAUCUAUUUUUAUUAAAUUGUUUGGGCCCCGUCAAGUUUGUGUUAAUUGCAUCUUUCUGUGAAGGGACUUCACACUGUUAUUCCAUUGUUCUUUUCCAGACACUGUAUCACCCUACCCCUAUAACUUGGUGUUUCACUUGAGCAAGGGUAGACAACCUGUUUUCCUGACUGUUAACAAAACAGAUAUCUUGGCCAGCAAACCUACUGUGAAUUAAAAAGUCUCUCUUUCAUGAAGCUCCUGAAGGCAUUCACCCUGAUUGUGGAUUGCAUGUCUCUCUGCAAAUACCAUACAUUUGAUAGCUGCUUGGUUUAGAGUGCAGUAACCUCAUGUGGGUGUGUUCUCCAGUCUUGGGUGCUCAUGGUUUAACGAAGGGGAGGUUCAGGUCUCCACCAUGAUCCACUGCUACUGUUAGAGGACAGAAAUGUCUCCAACCCCAAGUUAGAGGCAGAGUUAAAACAGAUGUUUGGACAACAUAUCCUUAGUAACUUCUUGCUCACAGAAUUGUAUCCUCAAUUCUGAAUAACAUGUCAACCUAUCAAACUGCAGAAUUUGAAUGCUUUUUCCUGAUUCACUUUAACUUGAUGUUCUUAGGCAAGUGUGCAAAAGUAUUACUUCCAUUAAAGCAAUUACUAUUUAUAUAACAAUUCAAACUAAAUACUAUUCAAACAGAAUAAAUCAGAUGGAUCAAAUAAAGCUCUUUUCCUUACAAA
Molecule: messenger RNA, 7954 nt
Organism: Oxyura jamaicensis (ruddy duck)
Lineage: Eukaryota; Metazoa; Chordata; Aves; Anseriformes; Anatidae
Gene: KDM1A
Product: lysine demethylase 1A
Exons: 20
Coding region: 51-2606 (851 amino acids)
Biological process (GO): regulation of DNA-templated transcription
Cellular component (GO): nucleus
Molecular function (GO): flavin adenine dinucleotide binding; protein binding; oxidoreductase activity
Source: RefSeq, a predicted model, not a curated record